Molecule: messenger RNA, 447 nt
Organism: Colletotrichum godetiae
Lineage: Eukaryota; Fungi; Ascomycota; Sordariomycetes; Glomerellales; Glomerellaceae
Exons: 1
Coding region: 1-447 (148 amino acids)
Source: RefSeq, a predicted model, not a curated record
AUGUACGUACUGACCCCUAGAUGUAGUGCUGUACCCUUACAUCGUGGAGGUAACCGCGAGUGCGCCAUGAUAACUCUAGGAUGCGGCUCCACUGCGUGCAACUCUCCCGCAUGGUUUAGGUCUCGGGCCUGGUUCCGCGAGGUGCGCUACAGGUCUAUAAUUGGCGAACUAUGCCGGGGUAGGAAUCGGGUUGAGAGAGAACCGAGUCGUCAAAAACUGCCAGCCCGGCAUUCUGAUUCAAGAAUCCCGGGAGCGGGGAAGUUGCAACGGCUGGGGGAGUGCAACCAAGGAUCCCGGACCGGCUUAGACUCUUGGUCAUUUCUGCCGAUGGGUGAGUUAGGUCUCAAGACCCAAGAGGAGGCUCCUGAGCGGCCCCAGCUCAUGGGACGUGAGCUAGGACUACAAUUUGACGAGCACCUUAUUGGUGGUCGUAACUACCAGGGAUAG